Eimeria necatrix is the source of this 1629-nucleotide messenger RNA. RefSeq lists its product as hypothetical. The transcript has 4 exons. Gene Ontology annotation, biological process: regulation of transcription by RNA polymerase II. NCBI's taxonomy places the organism in Eukaryota, Apicomplexa, Conoidasida, Eucoccidiorida, Eimeriidae. Gene Ontology annotation, cellular component: nucleus. The annotation marks the transcript as partial. The record is from RefSeq and is a predicted model, not a curated record. Gene Ontology annotation, molecular function: transcription cis-regulatory region binding.
UCGUCGUCGAGCAGCAGCAGCAGCAGCAGCGGCGGGGGGGGUGGGGGAGGGAGGGGGAGCGGCAGCAGCAGCAGCAGCAGCACAGCAGCAGCAGCAGCAACGCAGCAGCAGCGGAGCGGGAAACUCAUCCACCAAUCGAAUUCCAAUAUUGUAACCCCUGCAGCAGCAGCAGCAGCAGCGAGCAGCAGCAGCAGCAGCAGCAGCGAGCAGCAGCAGCAGCAGCAGCGAGCAGCAGCAGCAGCAGCGAGCAGCAGCGAGCAGCAGCAGCAGCAGCAGCGAGCAGCAGCAGCACCAGGACACAGCAGCUCGGAGUUCUGCAGCAGCAGCAGCAGCAGCAGCAGCAGCAGCGGCAGCAGCAGUGGCAGCAGCAGCAGCAGCAGCAGCAGAGGCGACACGCACGAGAAGGCACACGCAUUGCUGCAGCAGCAGCAUCAGCAGCAGCAGCAACAGCAGCAACAGCAAUAGCAGCAGCAGCAACGGCAGCGACGGCAACAGCCGCAGCAGCAGCAGCAGCAGCAGCAGCAGGGAACGACGGGCAGAUUCCAUCCUUCGGCGGUCUCUGCAGCAGCAGCAAGGACUGCAGCAGCAGCAGCAGCAGCGCCCGCCGCAGCAGCAACUGCAGCACGAACUGCAGCACGAACUGCAGCACGAACUGCAGCACGAACUGCAGCAGCAGCAGCAGCAGCAGCAGCAGCAGCAGCAACCUUUGCUGCAUGUUAGGCAGACGCCGCAAACUCCCCGGGGGGCCCCUCUCGCUGAGUGGGGCCCCCGGGGGGCCCCCCAGGGCCCGCUGGAGGGAAGAACUGGAUGCUGCUGAUGCUGCUGCUGCUGCAGUGCUGCCAGCACUGAGUGAAGAUGAUUUGCGGCUGCUGCGGGAGGACGAGGAGCAGCAGGAGCAGCAGCAGCAGCAGCAGCAGCAGCAGCAGCAGGAGCAGCAGCAGGAGCAGCAGCAGGAGAGGAAGAAGAAAAGGAGAAGGUUUGAGUGGAUGGACUCCGACGAUGAAAGCGUCACCGCCAGCAGCAGCAGCGAGGACGAGCAGCAGCAGCAGCAGCAGCAGCAGCAGCAGCAGCAGCCGCAGCAGCAGCAGGAGUCUUCAGACAUGUCCCGCAGCCCCAGCCCAGACGUGAGCGCCAGACUCUCCACCUCCCCCUCAGCAGCAGCAGCAGCAGCAGCAGCAGGUCGGAGGAGCCAAGACAGCAGCAGCAGCAGCAGCAGCAGCAGCAGCAGCAGCAGCGCAUCGCCGUGUGGGGCGUUGGGAUCGUCUCCUCCGCGCAGCCGCAGCGGGAGCAGCCUGUCCGUGGCGAGUCCGCGCAGCAGCAGCCUCCGCAGCAGCAGCCUCCGCAGCAGCAGCAGCAGCAGCAGCAGCAGCAGCAGCAGCAGCAGCAGCAGCAGCCCCGUGUCAGCUCUUGCUGUUCUCAGCGAAGUCCGCCCCGAGCAGCUGCAGCGGCUGGACGCUUUGCUGCUGACCAACUUGCCCUUCGAGCUGUCCAUACACUCCAUUUCCCUUUGGUUCGAGUCCACGGCCAAACUCAAAGUCCGCGACAUCCAACCAGUACCCUUCACGCCCCCGGGGGGCCCCCCGGGGGCCCCCCUGGGGGCCCCCGGGGGGGGCCCCCCGGGGGGCCCCC